AUGCCCGCCCACUCCGUUGGUCAUACUGAAUCCGACACUGUGUCUGUUCAUCAACCCGACCAUGUAAAUGUCGACCCAAAAACACCCGCCCAGCAAACGUCCAGCGUCCCUACGGAUGGGCGUGAAAUCACACCGGCAAAAUGGGGAAUCGGGUGGCAGUGCCCCGCCAUGAUGGUUGGCCCUGUGAUCUGCGGCGCCCUUUUGGCAGUCGGCCAUCACCUGUACUAUGACAGCCUCAACGACACGCGUGUCCACUCGAUUAACCAGCAGACUUGGGCGAUUCGAAUUGGAACAGCCUUUGCAUUUCUAAUACGGUCCUUCCUGGUUGCUGCCGUUGGAGUCGCAGCGACGCAGGAGCUUUGGGCGACGCUGCGCAAGAAGAGUAUCCGGCUCUAUGGAAUUGACAGCAUGUUUGCGGUCAUGGGCAGCCCGCUUGCGCUCCUCACGUGGGACGUCUGGGUUUACGCGAAGACACUGACUCUUCUCGCAAUCCUCGCUUGGCUCAUCCCCCUAACCGCCAUCGUUACCCCGGCCACCCUCUCAGUCCGCCUCCUCACAACAUUCAACACCACCCAACUCCAUGUCCCGAAUGUCGACUUUGGUAGCCAGUCCUUCUGGUACGACUGGGUAACCUUUGGUGGAGUGGGCUACAUCUCGGGGCCAUCUCCCGACAUCAGCCGUCUCUUUGCAGCGACGACUUCGGCGAUCAACAUGCUCACCAUCCCAGCACCUUUUCCCAACUCGUCCUACACCCUUGACUUCUGGGCUCCCUCUUACAAAUGCCAAAGCCUCAGCGAUGCCAUCACGGAGAUGCAGGGGAUGACAUUCACGCAGGAGUUCGGUGACAACUACACCUCGCUGCAAGCCCUGUGGGACGCGGAGAUGGAGACCAACUCGACCGUUGCUCAGACGGAGCUGUACACGGGGGCGGUCCCGUAUUUGCUCAACAACACCUUCUUCAUCCGCACCUCGGGCGAGAACCCGCUCUCAGAAACCGGACCAGAGCUCGUCUGCCGCAUGUACAACACCUCGUACAUAAUCAACCUCAACUUCACCGACGGCACAGAGUCUCUCACCCCGAUCGCUGUCUCGCCACUCAACCCGGCAAACUGGACUUUCUCGGAAGGCCAACUUUCUUCUGUUCCCCCCCUCACUGGGAUCAAACCGGAACCCGCUUACACCCCAAACAGCGGCUUCCACGUCACGCACCUUCUCUUCGGGGGCCUCCUCCAGCGCCGCGUGCGAGCUGGCGCCACGAGCAACCUGGUCCAGGAAUCCGACUCCGAUGGGUGGGGCGACAGCACGUCUAUCACGCAAUCGGGCCUCUUCUCCUGCCCGGAGAUCUGGAAUAGCACGAUCUACGGAAGCCUAUCACUAACCGGCAGCCCUACGCCCGCGCAGUGUCGCAAGGGGACGCUCGCGGCCGCGAUCGAGGACCUCUCGCAUAAUUUUACGUAUAGCCUCUUCAGCCUCAAUGCCGCCAACACGAGCGUGCCGGUCUUUGCGUCCGAACCGCAGAACUUUUACACCUACAAUUAUCGGAACCUGGCUGCUGCCUAUGCGGCUGCCGUGGGCGUCACUGUCGCGUGUGUCGCUGUUGGGUUCUCGGCGCUGGUGAAGAAUGGUGUUCCGCAGAACUCGGCAUUCUCGAUUUUGUAG
Molecule: messenger RNA, 1659 nt
Organism: Penicillium arizonense
Lineage: Eukaryota; Fungi; Ascomycota; Eurotiomycetes; Eurotiales; Aspergillaceae
Exons: 3
Coding region: 1-1659 (552 amino acids)
Source: RefSeq, a predicted model, not a curated record